This is a messenger RNA of Mizuhopecten yessoensis (Yesso scallop), 1015 nucleotides long. RefSeq names its product major facilitator superfamily domain-containing protein 7-a-like. The record is from RefSeq and is a predicted model, not a curated record. Gene Ontology annotation, cellular component: membrane. The coding region runs from base 127 to 696 and encodes 189 amino acids. The transcript is spliced from 6 exons. NCBI's taxonomy places the organism in Eukaryota, Metazoa, Mollusca, Bivalvia, Pectinida, Pectinidae.
AGACAGACAAUACAUGUACUGAUUCCUCGAGGAUACUCUUAACGUAAGUGUGGCAGUACACAGACGAUACAUGUACUGAUUCCUCGAGGAUACUCUAACAAUUUUUCGGGUAUCUGUGGGGCGCUGAUGAUAGCAGGCGGACUGUUUGGGGCCGUCAUUUCUGGUAUCUAUGUGGACAAGACCAAGCGGUUUGAGGAGGUCGUCAAGGUGUCGUUUGCGAUGGCCAUUGUGUUUGCUGUUGGUUUUAUGGAGGUUUCCCGCUUGAGAGACCAGGAAGCGUUGAUAGCAGCCUCUAUCUGUGUAUUCGGGAUGUUUGGGUUUGCCCUGUACCCUAUAAGUCUUGAAAUGGCUGUAGAGAUCACGUAUCCUGUCGCCGAGGCAACAAGUUCUGGUCUUCUGGUUGUGUCUGGACAAGUACAGGGAAUCAUUAUGAUACUGGUGGCCCAGGUAUUAGCCCAGCCCCUCCCUGCCACAGAAAUGCAGUAUUCACGCUGUGUAGUGGGUUGUGGCGCGGACGCUGCCGAUGGAUUUACUCCUCAGGACUGGACAGAUCCAAUUAUUUUUAUGUUAUGUUACGGGACCCUGGCUGGUGUGAUAGGAAUCAUUUUUCUGAGGGGCGACUACAAACGCCUCAAGGCUGAACAGAAGAUCAUGGCUGGCAAAAUACUACAGAGUUCUACCACAGUCCCGACGUGAUCUGUACCCAGGAAUGUGUGAUAUGCUUCGCGCAACAGGAGUGUGGAUGGGAGUCGGUUAUGUUCAGAUGUACAUUGGUACACUAGAUGUCUUGUAGAAAUUAUGUAAUUUUAUUUUUGAACUUUACAUGAAUCCAUAAAAUUUAGUUUGGAAAAUAAUUUCAUUUUCUACCGGACAAAAGGAAUUGCAAAAUGUAGAGGAAAACAUUUAAAAUGGACCCCAGGGGAUCACAGAAAUCACUGUAUUUAACUACGGUAAACAUAUUUAUUUGACACUCUGAGGGGAUAGUUAUCUACAGUAAUAGUAGAAAAUAAAAGAG